Molecule: messenger RNA, 1090 nt
Organism: Papilio machaon (common yellow swallowtail)
Lineage: Eukaryota; Metazoa; Arthropoda; Insecta; Lepidoptera; Papilionidae
Product: metaxin-1
Exons: 6
Coding region: 68-1075 (335 amino acids)
Biological process (GO): mitochondrion organization
Cellular component (GO): SAM complex
Source: RefSeq, a predicted model, not a curated record
AUCUAAAAAAAUGUCAAGUUGUGCAAUUACAAUAAAAUAAAAAUUUAAUUGUUUAUUUAGAGUGAUAAUGAGUAAUAUACAAUUAGAUAUAUGGCGUGGUGAGUGGGGCUUAGCCUCUAUUGAUUUGGAAUGUCUAAAGGUUUUGACCUAUAUGAAAUUUAUCGGUGUUCCUGUGAAAGUACACGAAGCGAAUAAUCCAUAUUUCGCACCGAAAGGUCGUCUGCCUGUCAUGAGAGAUGGUCGUCAUGUUCUUACAACUUUUGAAGAAGUUGUAGAUCAUUUGAAGUCAUUACAUUACAGUACCGAUGUUCAUCUGAAUACAAAUCAAGCAGCUGAAGCAAGCGCAUUCACACAGUACCUACGAGAGAAGCUGUAUCCAGCAUAUGAGUAUGCAUGGUGGGUGGAUGAAAAGAACUACACGGAGCUCACUAGACCUGCAUAUGCAAAAGUAUUACGAAUACCCUUUAACUUUUAUUAUCCUGGAAAGUAUCAAAAUGUAGCCAAGGAAAUGAUUGAUGCUUUGUACGGAGAGCAUUCUGAUUUAAAAGAGAUUGAAAAGACUAUAUACCAAGAAGCGGAAAAGUGUCUGGCAACUCUGUCAGAUCGUUUGGGAGAGAGUGAAUACUUUUUUGGCAACCGGCCGUCUUCAUUUGAUGCUAUAGUCUUUGCAUAUCUAGCACCAUUAGUCAAAGCUCCUUUCCCUAACAGUACUCUCAGCAAUCAUGUAAAGAGCAUUCCGAAUCUAACCAGAUUUGUUGCGAGAAUUAAUCAGAAGAACUUCAGGCAGGUUACUGAUGAAUACAACCUACAGAACAGCAAGAAGCAGUCAACAGGCACACAGGCGGACCGUGCUGCCGCUAAUUUCCCAAACCAGACUCGAAACAAGAUCCUAGCAGCUAUCUUUGCCGCUUUUGCUAUGACCGGAUAUGCCUUUGCUAGCGGGAUGUUCCAGCGUUUAUCAACAUGGAGUUGGGAGAGAACUUUGCUACUGAACAAAUACCGCAUCGUCAAGAAACAUCUGGAAAAAAUGAAAAGACUUCGAGUUGAAAGAGAGCAAGAGAAGAAAACUACUUAAAUCUCAAUUUCUAUG